Aureobasidium subglaciale EXF-2481 is the source of this 1194-nucleotide messenger RNA. RefSeq lists its product as uncharacterized. Gene Ontology annotation, molecular function: hydrolase activity. The record is from RefSeq and is a predicted model, not a curated record. Bases 1 to 1194 code for a protein of 397 amino acids. The transcript has 3 exons. Lineage: Eukaryota; Fungi; Ascomycota; Dothideomycetes; Dothideales; Saccotheciaceae.
AUGUUCGUUCUUGCCCGGCGGCCGGCGAGCUGGAUGAAUUGGGCAGGUGCUCUUGCCGAUCACGUCAUCGUAUCCAGAGUCCCAUCUCUCGCUCCAAGAAUCUGCAAGGAAUUGAUCUCGCUUCACCGUCACCUCAUCUCCACUGAGUCAAUCAGUGGCAAUGAGUAUGAUGUUGGAAAGUGGUUGUCUAAGCACUUGAAGCAUGAAGGCUGGGCCAUUGAGACGCAAAUGGUCAACGGUGACAAGUCUCGUCUCAACAUUCUUGCCUACCCGGGCAAGGUGCGCAACGCAGACUUGUUGAUUUCGAGCCACAUCGACACUGUUCCUCCUUUCUAUCCUUAUAAGAUACAGUCCAACGACUCCGAGACUAUCAUCUCGGGACGUGGAAGUGUGGAUGCCAAAGCUUCUGUUGCUGCUCAGAUCAUCGCUACCAAGAAACUUCUGGCUGAGAAGAAGCUGAAACCUGAUGAUGUUGCUCUGCUAUAUGUCGUUGGCGAAGAGGUUCAUGGCGAUGGUAUGCGCGCCGCCAAUGCGCUCAAAUUGACACCCAAGACAAUCAUCUUCGGUGAGCCGACUGAGGGCAAGCUUGCAACUGGUCACAAGGGAAUGCUUGGUUUCACGCUGAAUGCUUUUGGCAAGGCCGCACACAGUGGUUACCCAUGGCUCGGCCGUAGUGCCAACGAGGUGCUCGUAAAGGCACUCACUGCAUUGAUGCAGCUCAGUCUCGAGCUGCCUAAGAGCGAGAAGUACGGAUUCACCACCAUCAACCUUGGCAAAAUCGAAGGUGGAGUGGCAGGCAAUGUCGUCGCUCAAAACGCCAGUGCCCAAAUUGCCAUCAGAAUUGCAGCAGGAACACCAGAUGAAAUUGGCAAGCGCGUCCAGGAAGUUAUCAAGGCCGCAACCAACGAAUUCAAGACCCCCGGCCAUGAGGACGAAGAAAUGUUUGAAAUCGUAUUUGCAGGCAAGGGUUACGCUCCUGUCGACAUCGAUCACGACGUCGAAGGCUUUGGCACAAUCACUGUCAAUUACGGCACCGAUAUCCCCAACCUUGACAAGCUCGAUGGACAAAAGAGAUAUCUAUAUGGGCCUGGAAGCAUUCUCGUUGCUCACUCCGAUCACGAGGCUAUCACGCUCAGCGAUCUGGAAACCGCCGUGAAAGACUACGAAAAGCUAAUUUUGCAUAGCUUGUCAUAG